This is a messenger RNA of Funneliformis geosporum, 126 nucleotides long. NCBI's taxonomy places the organism in Eukaryota, Fungi, Glomeromycota, Glomeromycetes, Glomerales, Glomeraceae. The record is from the annotation of a GenBank genome assembly.
AUGCGUAGCACCGUCAUUACACAAUUGGAUCGAAAUAAAUCGUUAUAUCCCUUGAGAAAGGCCUUUAGCCGUUUGUCUGUUAUUGGUUUCGACACAAUUCCAGGUAUAGUUCCUCCAAAAGCAUAG